ACUUGCCUCACCGCACAAGUAGGCACUAGUCAACAACUUGGUGAAAUAUUUCGAAGAAAUAAAAAAAAUUCGUGCAGUUAUUAAAUUUUUAAGUUACGUGUUUGAAGUCAGUUCCAACCAGCGGACCUUAGUUGGCAACAAUGUUAGUCGCACGGGAAGUGACGUCGUUGUUGGGUAUCCCCGCCAUUGCUUCUGCGCCCGCCCGCUUCGAUCUCGAGGUGCUACCGUGAACGUAUGGUAGGCAAAAUCGCGACUCAGUUACCGUACCCAUAGAAUGGGUGGCGGAAGCUGGUGCUGUGCCGUUGACUGCACGAACAGCAGCAAAAAUUCUCCAAACGUGUCCUUUCAUAGCUUUCCGAAGGAUGGCGUCCUGCGCGAGCAGUGGCUCCGAGCUGUACGGCGUAAAGCAUGGAGCCCGACGGCUGCAACUCGAGUGUGCUCCGAACACUUUGAAGCCGAGUGUUUUGAGGUGACAAGCCUGCUCAAGUUGGACUUCGGCCUUGGCCGUGGGUAUCGUAAGCUGAAGCCUGGUGCCGUGCCCACAGUAUUCAAGUACAAUGAGCCCCGACGACCCCGCAUCGAAAGAGGCGCGCUGGCGAAGAGAAGAAGAACAGAGCUGGUGCAGGAUGCAAUGAGUGGUGCUGAGCCUGGACCAUCUGACCAAGGAGCUUCUCCGGUUCCGGUCACAGAUGAAGACAGUGAGGGCUCGAACGUGGAACACUCACAAUCAGUGAGUGCUGAUGUUGGCUGCCAAGCCAAUAUUCCCCUGGGGACGAACAAGAAGAUGACCCAGACAGCCUUCAGGUGCAGAAGCAUUGGCACUCAGACACAGCAAUCGAUUUGCCAUGUGGGUAGCCAGACCGACAGCACAGCAGGCACACAAGGGCCACCUUUACAAGCUUCAACCGUGUAUCAUCCUGAUGAACCUGGCGAUCACGCCGACGGGGACGACACGGAUGAUGAGGCAGUCACAGCACUAAGUGGUGAUGGAGACACGGAGGCCUGGAAAGACCCACCAUACUGCCGUGAUGAGAGCGACAUGGAUGAUUCUGAUGACGAGACCGAUGCAUCCACCGAGCAACCAAAGCCCGAGAGGUUCUACGAAAAGAAGUUCCUGGUUUUUGAGUCGAACCUGAGGGAACUCCUGGACAGGUGCCUGAUCUGCGGCACACCACAGUGCACGGCUAAACUGUCCUUCGUGGGGACAAUGGUUCGAGCUGACAUCACAUGUCCCAAGUCCCACGUCUGCACUUGGCGCAGUCAGCCUGUCCUCCACAGAAAGCCAAUGGGGAACCUCGCUGUGUGUUCUGCUACCCUGUUCUCGGGAAGUAGUCCCGCAAAGGUGCUGCGACUAUUUUCCUUCCUUGGAAUGGAGUCAGUGAAGAAGUCGCAGUAUUUCAAGAUCCAGCGAUGCUACAUGCUUCCUGCAGUAUCUGAGGUCUGGUUCCAUGAGCAAGCAACCAUCCUGGAUGAGCUUCGAGGAAGAAAGCUCUGCCUCGCGGGAGACGGGAGGGCCGACACACCAGGCCAUUGUGCAGACUUUGGCACAUACACUCUGCUCGAGACAUCUGUUAAUCGUAUUUUGCACACGGAGCUUGUGAAGUCCACUGAAGUCUCUUCGAGUAAUCGAAUGGAGACCGAGGGGAUGGAACGGUCCCUUAACUUCCUGUGCGCCCAAGAUAUGACGGUGGACACCUUGGUGACUGACAGACACUCGGAGGGCAAGGCUUCUCUGAAAAGGAACCACCCAGGCAUCAAGCACCGGUUCGAUGUGUGGCACGUUGCCAAAGGUGUAAACAAGAAAAUCGUGGCGGCGGCUCGAUCCAAACAGCACAACGUUCUCCUGAAGUGGAGUAAGACUAUUGUCCGUCACCUUCACUGGUGUGCUAGUACCAGUGAUGGCGACGGCAAGCUGGUCCUGGCCAAGUGGACCUCCCUGAUCCGCCACAUCAUCAAUGUGCACCGGCAUCCUGACCCCCUUCAUCCAGCCUGUGAGCACGGCAACGUGCCAGAUCGUCUCUGGCUCGAAGAAGGCACAGAGACAUUCAGGAAGCUUGAAGCCAUCCUGAUGGCACCCAACCUGCUGAGGGACAUACCCUUCCUGUCCCCAAAGGAACAGACGUUCGGGCUGGAAUCGUUUCAUGCAGUUUUGAUACACUUUGCUCCAAAGUCCAGCAAGUUCCAGUAUGACGGAAUGCUCGCACGCACCUACAUCGCAGCCCUGCACUACAAUCAAAAUGCAGGCAGGGACGUGCUCCUUGAUGAGGAUGGGAGCCCCAAGUUCUACCAGAGAUGCUCGAAGGCACAGAAGCGGUGGACACUUGCACCUGUCAAAGAAAGCGUGACAUAUGACUAUGUGCGGAAGCUGUGCGACGCUGUGCUGGAGUGCGUGAACAGGUGGCCCACUUAUGCGAUCGCCGGAAAAGCUACGUACCGGGUGUCGCACGACACACUCAGCAGCAAAUGUGGUCCCAAACCAUCGAUGGGUGAAGCAGUUGCAAGGCAUCGGUCACGUUUUUCUACAUGAAAUGUCAAAGCAGCUGCGCGGUUGCUGUUGACAGCAGUGAACACUGAACAGACAGCCUGCUAUCAUCAUCAAGGACGCCAUCAAGCCAUGAGCAUGGGCUCGCGUGUUUUGCGACUUAUAUGACAGAUGCAUUUGACAAUCUGGAUCACAGACUUCUGUAAUACCCCAGGCGUUGCAACCUUUUUGAGAGCUACUUGUCUUAACGUGAGAACUUGGUGUGUGUGUCUAAUUGCCUAUUGAACCCUUUCUUCGUUUUGUCAGGCGUCCCAGUGUGAAGCAACCUCAGCCCUUUGCUGUUUUUUUAGCUUUCUAAAUUACCUUGCCUUGUGUGUGAAAUACUCAAAAAUGUGGUUAUUUGCCUAUGGCAUAAAUUAUAUUGACUGACAAAUACUGUGUUUAUCUACAGCAUGAUGUAUGCUUUACUUUUUUUUGUGGUCGUCUAAUGGUAUUGUAAUGAACGAAUCAAAAACAGUUAUUUGUCUCAGCAGGAAACGUGACAUUUUGCAAUUUUGCUAUGUUUUAGACAAUACUGUUAGCCGUGUGUCUCUGAUUAGAGCUUUGGGUGUUUAUUUAGAUACCAAAUUUUCUUUUAAUCAUCAAGUUACAAAUAUUGUCAUUGCUCAGUGUGUUUGGUUCAUUAUGCAUAUAUCGAGCGAUUUUAAGAAUGCACCUUGUUUUCCAGCAUUCUUUCGUUCUCUUGUUCGAAGCCGCCUUGAUUUUUCUCUAGUUUGAAACAGCAUUGCAGACUAACUCUUGUGUUAUUGAGCGAGUACAAGAAAAUUUCUCUUUUAUGGCCGCUACUUGCAAUCCAAGGUAUUUUAUAACUAUGAGAGAUUAUGUUAGCUGAUUGACUUACACUCUUUGUGUAAUAGACGAAUGAUGCGGGAUUUGAUGUCCCUGCAUAAGGUCAUUAAUGGGAUUCUAAACAGUGUAUAUCUGCGUGUUGUGCAAAGGUCUAGCUGUGUGCGAUCAUUGUUUUAUCCUUUCCGUUUACACAACACUGACCCCAUUAUCCGUCUGCAACUGGUUCUUAACAAAUUUGAAUCUGAGAUAAAUUUGAUAUUGAUAUUUUUGGAU
Molecule: messenger RNA, 3604 nt
Organism: Ixodes scapularis (black-legged tick)
Lineage: Eukaryota; Metazoa; Arthropoda; Arachnida; Ixodida; Ixodidae
Exons: 12
Coding region: 275-2527 (750 amino acids)
Source: RefSeq, a predicted model, not a curated record